This is a messenger RNA of Suncus etruscus (white-toothed pygmy shrew), 1767 nucleotides long. It is a transcript of the gene KDSR, whose product is annotated as 3-ketodihydrosphingosine reductase. The record is from RefSeq and is a predicted model, not a curated record. Gene Ontology annotation, cellular component: endoplasmic reticulum membrane. Bases 134 to 1132 code for a protein of 332 amino acids. Gene Ontology annotation, biological process: sphingolipid biosynthetic process. Gene Ontology annotation, molecular function: 3-dehydrosphinganine reductase activity. NCBI's taxonomy places the organism in Eukaryota, Metazoa, Chordata, Mammalia, Eulipotyphla, Soricidae. The transcript has 10 exons.
GGCCGCCGCUGCGCUCCGCCCCGCGCCGCGCCACCGACCCAAACAGCCGCGGCGGCUGCGGACGCGCGUGAUCGCCGAACCCGCCCGCCCGUCCGCCCCGCUCCUGCGCCCUGCUCCCUGCUCCGGCCCCGCGAUGCUGCUGCUGGCCGCCGCCGGCCUCGUGGCGUUCGUGCUGCUGCUCUACAUGGUGUCCCCGCUCAUCAGCCCCAAACCCCUGGCGCUGCCCGGGGCGCAUGUGGUGGUGACAGGCGGCUCCAGUGGGAUCGGCAAGUGCAUCGCCAUUGAGUGUUACAAGCAAGGAGCCUUCAUCACGCUCGUGGCUCGGAAUGAGGACAAGCUGCUGCAAGCAAAGAAAGAGAUUGAAAAGCACUCGAUUAAUAAUAAACAGGUGGUGCUUUGUAUUUCAGUCGAUGUAUCACAAGAUUAUAACCAAGUGGAGAAUGUCAUAAAGCAAGCACAGGAGAAACUGGGCCCAGUGGACAUGCUCGUAAACUGUGCUGGAACGUCCAUUUCAGGAAAGUUUGAAGAUAUUGAAGUUGGUACUUUUGAAAGACUGAUCAGCAUCAACUAUCUGGGCAGCGUGUACCCGAGCCGUGCCGUGAUCACCACCAUGAAGGAGCGCCGGGUGGGCAGGAUCGUGUUUGUGUCCUCGCAGGCGGGCCAGUUGGGGAUUUUCGGCUACACGGCCUACUCGGCCUCCAAGUUUGCUCUCCGGGGAUUGGCAGAGGCGCUGCAGAUGGAGGUCAAGCCCUACAAUGUCUACGUCACGGUGGCCUACCCGCCUGACACGGACACGCCCGGGUACAUCGAGGAGAACAAGACUAAGCCCCUGGAAACUCAUCUCAUAUCCGAGACCACGUCCAUCUGCAAACCAGAGCAGGUGGCCAAGCAGAUCGUGAAAGAUGCCAUUCAAGGAAAUUUCUCUAGCUCCCUGGGCUCUGAUGGGUACAUGCUGUCAGCCUUGACCUGUGGCAUGGCCCCCGUCACCUCCAUCACCGAAGGGCUCCAGCAGAUAGUCACCAUGGGGCUGUUCCGGACCAUUGCGCUGUUUUACCUGGGCAGCUUCGACAGCAUAGUGCGGCGCUGCAUGGUGCAGAAAGUGAAAUCGGAACCUACGGACAAAAUGGCCUAACCUCAGCCCUCACCCAGCAGAGACUGUGUACCGGCACCUGGACAGCCCCAUUGCUCCGGGAUGUGCUGUGUUAUUUGGACCGUGUGAGCGCGGAGCUGGGCUCCGCUAGGGCCUGGCUGCCAGGAUGGGCCCGAAGUGCUGCUUGGGGCUGCACUCUUAACACUAUGCAAACCUGCGUGGAGAACCUUCCAUGGCCCUGCAUGGAGGCUAGGGGGUGUGGACGGGAUGAGAAUGGGGCUUGGCUCCUGCGUGGCCGUGCUGCUGGGCAGACGGCUACCCUCAGAGGGGAUCCUUUAAUUCUGUUCUCCGUCCUCUUGUUUUUUUUGGGGGGGGAGGGGGUUGGUUUUGGGCCACACUGGUGAUGCUCAGAGGUUAUUCCUGGUUAUGCACUUAGAAAUUGUUCCUGGCUUGGGGGACCAUAUGGGACGCCAGGGAUCAAACCGAGGUCUGUCCUGAAUCAGCCGCGUGAAAGGCAAAUGCCCUAACGCUGAGCCAUCACUUCGUUUCCCCCCCCCCUUUUUUUUUUAAAUUUUAUUCUCCCCUUCAAGAUUAAGGCCACAAAUGUACUUUAUGACUCAGCGAGAUUUUUGAGGCUUUGUUUUGCUUUGUUUUGUUUUUUUCCUUUUCCACAACCA